AUGCGCUUCUUCACGAGGUUGGGGGAGGCCGCUGGUUCCCCCGGUGGCGGGGGCGAUGCGUGGGACAGGUGUGUCCUGAGGGACGCGGUGGGGGUGUUUCCCGGGUCGAGGAGGUCUUCGUCCGCGAGGGAAGAGCGGGGGGCAAGCUUGAGCUUGAUGCCGGAGAGGUCGCCCAGCGGCGGCGGCGGCGGCGGCGGCGGGCAGCGGCAGAAGCUGCUCCCCGGGGAGGGGGCAGGAUAA
Molecule: messenger RNA, 240 nt
Organism: Ectocarpus siliculosus
Lineage: Eukaryota; Phaeophyceae; Ectocarpales; Ectocarpaceae
Source: the annotation of a GenBank genome assembly